AUGACCGAGAGGGGCCCCGCCAGUGUGCCGCCCGGGGGCGCGGCUGGCAGCGCCGGCGCCGCGGGGCCCCUGGCGUCCCAGGGCGGGGCCGUCGCGGCCAGCACCUCUUCGCAGAGGCCGCGGCGGCGCUCCCUGGGCGAGGCCGCCGCCGAGGUCCUGGCGCUCCAGAGGCACCGCAGGAUGCAGGAGCGCCACCUCGGCCACCGAGGGCUGGGCCCAGCGGUGCUGUCCGAGAUGCGGGGAGGGGCCCACGCGCGGAGUGGGCAAACUGCCGCGGAGCCUCGCAGCGCCGCGACGGUGCCCGAAGGCCCGGCGCCCCACGUCGCGGAGCCAGGCAGCGCGAGCACGGCGGCCGAGCUCUCCUCGCCGUCCAAGACGCCCAGCCGCCUGGACAUCCUCGACCCCGAGCCAGCCUGCUGGCGCGCCUCCCGCUGCGGCGAGGCCAGGGCGUCCCAGCACAGGCCCGCGCCGCAGGUGGCCCUGUGGGAGCCCGGGGAGGGGCGGCUCGAGAACUUCUGGAUGCCGCAGGCGCCCCCGAGCCCGGCGGGCGCGCUGCCGAGCCCGGUGGGGGCGCUCUCGAAGCCCGGGCGGGGCCACGACUUCCGGGCGGACCUCAGCAGGCAGGGCGCCCUCGGGAACGCGGGCCGGCUGCACGUGGGCCUCGCCCCGCGCGCGGACUCCGCGGCGAGGAGCCACGGGCUCCCGCGGCGCGCCAGCAGCAUCGGAGCGGUCUCCCCCACGCUGUGCGGCGGCUCCGGGCCCCCGCGGGCGCUCAGGGCCUCGGGCCUCGUGAGCGCUGCGGUGGGCUACGCGCUGGGCCGGAGGGCGUCGGCCGAGCCUCGAAGAGGCCGCGGCGGCGGUGGCCGGAUCUCCCGGCUCUGGCCCAGAAGACCCAGCUUGCCCACGAGGGACUCUGCUAACUCGGCGGGGAUCAUGGAGGAGAUGCUCUUCGACAAGGAAGACAGCACCCCAUACGAGCGGCAGGUCACGCCGAACGGCACCGCCUUCAGCCCCAUUUCCAGGUCCGACAUCAAGCCCACCGCGGAGCACGAGCUCCUGGACGUGGGCCAGGUGUACGGCCUGGGCGGCUACAGCCAGUACAACCGGGUGCUCCUCUGCAUGGUCGGUCUGCCAGCCAGGGGCAAGUCCUACAUCGUCAAGAUGUUGACGCGCUACCUCACGUGGUCAGGUUUCCCGGUCAAGGCGUUCAACGCUGGGAACCUGAGGAGGCACAUGGGCAAGGCUGGCGCGGAUGCGAACUUCUUCGACAAGAACAACAAGGAGAUGUCGGCGCUGCGGGAGAGGAUCGCCUCGCAGUGCAUGGAGGAGGCCAUCGGCUGGCUGGAGGAGCAGCAGGGUGUGUGCGUUGCGAUCUUCGACGCCACCAACACCACCAGGAAGCGGAGAGCCAAGAUCGUCCAGCGGUGCGGCAAAGGCAGCGGGCUCACCCCUGUGUUUGUGGAGAGCAUCUGCGACGACCCCGAGAUUCUGAAGGAGAAUUACCGCCUGAAGCUCGGCAACGACGACUAUCAGGGCAUGGAUCCCGAGAAAGCACGGGUAGAUUUUCUUGAGCGUGUCCGACAAUACGAGGACGCGUACGAGGCCGUGGAGGACGAGGAGCUGGGGGAGAACAUAAGCUAUAUCAAAAUGUUCAACGUUGGCCAGAAGGUUGUCAUGCAUCGCAUCACGGGGUACCUCACAAGCCAGGUGGCCUCCUACCUCAGCAACUGUCAUAUAUGCCAACGGAGCAUCUGGCUGACGCGGCAUGCAGAAACCGAAGACCACCUUGCAGGCAAGCUGGGCAGCGUGAGGGAGGAGCUGACGCCGAACGGUCACAGAUAUUGCCGCUUCGUCGCGGAGAUGCUGCGAAGCUGCAAGCGGCAGAUGCUUAGGGCGGGCGAGACCACGGACAGGGAGGUGCUCGUGCUGCUUGGCACGGCACCCGUGCACGCGGCCACCCUGAACUCCCUGAAGAGUGUUCCUGAUGUGGCCGAGGAUCGAAUCCACUUUACGGGCAUGAGCACUUCGCUUCUGAACGAGCUCGACGGGGGCGUCUGCAACGGCAUGACCUACGAGCAGAUCCAGAGAGAGCACCCCGACAUCUGGGAGGCACGGGAGAAGGACAAGCUGAACUUCCGCUACCCCGGCGCCGGCGGCGAGUCCUACGCGGAUGUGAUUGGACGCCUUCGACCCAUCAUCAUUGAGCUUGAGAGGCAGCGCCGCUCGGUGCUGGUGAUCUCGCACCUGGCCGUCCAGAGGUGCCUGUACGCGUACUUCACAGGCUGCCCUAUACAGGACACGCCGUACCUGGAGCUGCCCAUGCACACAGUGGUCGAACUGCGGCCGAAGCCCCAUGGGGCGGCCGUGCGUCAGGCGCACUUCGAUGAUGACUCGCCCGCCCUGAACGAGGCGAUGAGAUCACAGGUGGAGCCGCGCUGA
Prorocentrum cordatum is the source of this 2439-nucleotide messenger RNA. Lineage: Eukaryota; Dinophyceae; Prorocentrales; Prorocentraceae. The record is from the annotation of a GenBank genome assembly.